Messenger RNA from Nycticebus coucang (slow loris), 2419 nucleotides. RefSeq names its product thioredoxin related transmembrane protein 1 (gene TMX1). The record is from RefSeq and is a predicted model, not a curated record. The transcript has 8 exons. NCBI's taxonomy places the organism in Eukaryota, Metazoa, Chordata, Mammalia, Primates, Lorisidae. Bases 100 to 936 code for a protein of 278 amino acids.
GUCGUGCGCACGCGCGGAGUGGCGCGCUAGGGCGGAAGUGGGAGCUGCGGCAGGGAGGUGGGGCCGCCGCGCUCGCUGCUAGGUGGGCCAGCGGCCGACAUGGCGCCCUCCGGGAGUCUCGUGGCUUUCCUGGCAGGCCUGCUGCUGUUGCUUUUGGGGGCUCCGUGGACCCACGGGCGGCGGAGCAGCGUGCGCGUCAUUACGGACCAGAACUGGAGGGACUUGCUGCAAGGAGACUGGAUGAUAGAGUUUUAUGCCCCGUGGUGCCCUGCUUGUCAGAAUCUUCAACCAGAAUGGGAAAGUUUUGCUGAAUGGGGAGAAGAUCUUGAGGUUAAUGUUGCAAAAGUAGAUGUCACAGAGCAGCCAGGACUGAGUGGACGGUUUAUUAUAACUGCACUUCCUACUAUUUACCAUUGUAAAGAUGGUGAAUUUAGGCGCUAUCAGGGUCCGAGGACUAAGAAAGACUUCAUCAACUUUGUCACUGAUGAAGAAUGGAAGAGCAUUGACCCUGUCUCGUCCUGGCUUGGUCCAGGUUCUGUUCUGAUGAGUAGUACGUCGGCACUCUUUCAGCUAUCCAUGUGGAUCAGGACUUGCCAUAACUAUUUUAUUGAGGACCUUGGAUUACCAGUUUGGGGAUCAUAUGCAGUUUUUGCUUUAAUAACUCUGCUUUCAGGACUAUUCUUAGGACUUUGUAUGAUAUUUGUGGCAGAUUGCCUUUGUCCUUCAAAAAGGCGCAGACCACAGCCAUACCCUUCAAAAAAAAUAUUACCAGAAUCUUCUCAACCUUUGAAGAAAGUGGAGGAGGAGCAAGAGGCCGAUGAAGAAGAUGUUUCAGAAGAGGAAGCUGAAAGCAAGGAAGGCGCCAACAAAGACUUUUCACAAAAUGCCGUCAGGCAGCGCUCUGUGGGCCCGGCUCCAGCCACAGAUACAUCCUAGCUCAUUUUUACAGAAGUCUUAAUAUUAUGAUUUUGACAGCAACAAGAUUGAUCAUUGCUUUUGUUUUGAAGUGAAUCGACUUCCUUGUAUAUUGCCGGAUUCUGUCUAAAUUGUCAUUAGAUUGAAUAGAUGCAGAAAAUAAAAGCACUAGGUAUAAUUUGAAAUAUGUCCUAAGAACCUUUGGUUUAAGCAGUUCUUUGAUUUUUGAAAAAUCUGGUGCCAAGCAAUAAGAUUUGUGUAUCUUUGUUUAAUAAUAACCUAUUCCAAAUCUGAGUUUUGAAAAUGUACAUGUCCUAAGUAUUGCUUUAUUGGGGUGUUUAAGAAGAUUACUUUAGAGAAAAAGAUUUCUCAUUUGGUAUAAGUUUUCUUGGUUUCACUGUGUGAAAAAAGAACAUAUUUCCCAUAAAUGGGAACUUUGCCCAUUGUCUCAAGAAAUAUGUAUUUCAGUGACAACUCCUUUGUUUUUUUAGAUAUAUGGUUCAAAAAUCUCAUUUUUAGAUUAUGCAACUAAAAAAUACUUUAAUUACAGUUUUCUAUACACGUUAAUAAAGGAUCUGCUAUUGAUUUUGAAAGUUUUUAUAAGUCUGGUAUUCUGGAUUCUUAUGAAGGCUUGUCUUUUUUUGUUCAGUAUAUGGUUUAUAUUUUUCUUAAAUGCCAUGGGUUACAUUUUUUAUUUUUCAAAAUGGAUGAUAAUUUCCCAGAAAUGUUUUUCAUGUUUUGGUAACAGUACUUUUUGUUGUUUUAACUAGAGUUUACAGAGAGAUCCAUCAAAUUGAGGUGUCUUUUGAUAAUCAGAAGUGAUGAAGUGGCUGUUCACUUCAAGGUUCACAUUAUUCUUCUGAAUUUCUACUUGAACUUUUUUUUGGAUAUGAAGGUGAACAUUCCUGAUUUUUAUUUGAUGUGGAAAAACCUUGUUAUUUUACAUUUUGAAAAAUUCACAGCAACUUAACUUGAUAUAAAGUUUGCAUUCUACUCAGGAAAAAGCAUCUUCUUUUCUUAAGUUUGAAAUGUAUCUUUCUUUGUCCUCAUAUGGAAAGCUCUUAGUUGAUUUUGUCUUUGCUUAGUAUUUAAAAAUCAUAACAUUUUAAUCUUUUGAAAAGACAGACUUCAUAUUUCUAUGUUGACUGCUAACAUUGUGAGUCUUUCAUAAUGGAAAUCAGCAGGAUGGAACACUUAGUCAUUUUCACUCCUUAGGCAGCGGUUCUCAACCUGGGGGUCCUGACCCACAGGAGCUGUAUUAAAGGGCCACGGCAUUAGGAAGGUUGAGAACCCCUGCCUUAAGGAGUUACAACAUAAAGUUUUCCCCUUACAUCAAGGGUAGGACUGUAUUAUUCACAAGAAGGGGAAAAGUCGUAAAUGCUCACAUUGAUCCACUGACAGUUUUGUAAUAGAAGAUUUCUAUAAUGUCCUCUUUUUUUUUAGGCUCUGUUGCUGUGUAAAUCCAUUCUUACGGUAUACUGUACAGCAGUUUUCUUUCAAGGUC